Torulaspora delbrueckii is the source of this 732-nucleotide messenger RNA. It is a transcript of the gene PYP1, whose product is annotated as putative phosphoric monoester hydrolase. The record is from RefSeq and is a predicted model, not a curated record. NCBI's taxonomy places the organism in Eukaryota, Fungi, Ascomycota, Saccharomycetes, Saccharomycetales, Saccharomycetaceae. The transcript has a single exon. Gene Ontology annotation, molecular function: phosphatase activity. Bases 1 to 732 code for a protein of 243 amino acids.
AUGGUUGAGGCAGUUAUAUUCACAGAUUUUGACGGUACAGUUACCUGGGACGAUUCUAACGAUUACUUAACUGACCAUUUUGGGUUCGGUAAGGAAAAACGUCUCGAAGCUUUUGAUGGUGUCUUGGAUGGAUCCAAGACUUUUAGACAUGCCUUUUGGGAAAUGUUGGAGUCCGUGCACAAGCCAUUGCCUGAAUGUAUCGAGAUAUUGGAACAGCAUAUUGAAUUGGAUCCUGGUUUCAAAGAAACUUUCGAAUGGGCCGAACAAAACAAUGUUCCAAUCAUUGUUGUAUCCAGCGGUAUGAGACCAAUUAUCAAGCAACUUUUGGGUAAACUAGUCGGUAAGGAAGCAGUUGAGAAGAUCCAGAUUAUCUCCAAUGAGGUUGAAAUCGCCGAAAAUCAGGACUGGAAGAUCAUUUACAAAGAUGACUCGUCCUUUGGUCACGACAAAUCGAAGAGUCUCGAACAACAAAAACAAAAGUUUGAGUCUCAGUUAAAACCAGGUCAACAACGUCCAACCUACUUCUACUGUGGGGAUGGUGUCUCUGACCUAAGUGCAGCCAAAGAGUGUGAUCUACUUUUCGCCAAGAAAGGUAAGGAUCUAGUUCGUUACUGUAGAAAAGAAAACGUUCCCUACCAUGAGUUCGAGACUUUUAAAGACAUCCUAGCCUCCAUGAAGCAAGUGCUGGCCGGUGAAAAGACCGUCAAAGAACUGAUGCAAAAUGACCAGUGA